This is a messenger RNA of Bolinopsis microptera, 3493 nucleotides long. Its product is annotated as mitogen-activated protein kinase kinase kinase kinase 3-like. The record is from RefSeq and is a predicted model, not a curated record. NCBI's taxonomy places the organism in Eukaryota, Metazoa, Ctenophora, Tentaculata, Lobata, Bolinopsidae. The transcript has 20 exons. Gene Ontology annotation, biological process: intracellular signal transduction; protein phosphorylation. Gene Ontology annotation, molecular function: MAP kinase kinase kinase kinase activity; ATP binding. Bases 80 to 2692 code for a protein of 870 amino acids. Gene Ontology annotation, cellular component: cytoplasm.
AUAACUUAGUAUGGUCACAAGAUGUAGCAUAUUAUAUUCAAGACAUUAGAUGAGAAGUACUAUUUAUUGAUAACAGAAGAUGUCGAAAUGCCCCAUGCCAAAUGCCAUCAACACCAAUCUUAAGUAUUCCAAAAAGAACCCCCAGCAGGACAUAGAGCUCCUGAAAAAGAUUGGGAGUGGAACAUAUGGAGAAGUGUACCAAGCUCGCUACAUUGAUGGAGGGGCAGAGACAGCAGUUAAAAUUGUAAAGAUAGAUGCUGGAGACGACUGGGCAGCAAUUCAGCAAGAGGUUAUCAUCCUCCAAGAAUGCAAACACCCAAACAUUGUGGCCUACAUGGGCAGUUACCUCAGUAAGGAUAGACUCUGGAUCACUAUGGAAUACUGCAGUGGAGGUAGUGUGCAGGACCUGUACCGAGUUAACGGACCUUUAAAAGAAGAUCAGAUCGCGUUCAUGAGCAGAGAAACCCUGAAAGGGUUGUCUUAUCUCCACAUGAGGAACACUGUACACAGGGACAUUAAGGGAGCCAACAUCCUGUUGACUGUAUCAGGAGCUGUGAAGCUCGCAGAUUUCGGUAUUUCAGCAACCAUUACUGAAACACUCGGCAAGAGGAAAUCCUUCAUCGGGACACCCUACUGGAUGGCCCCAGAGGUGGCUGCAGUGGAGACUAAGGGAGGAUAUGAUCACAUGUGUGAUAUCUGGGCAGUAGGUAUAACAGCAAUAGAGUGUGCGGAGAUGCAACCUCCCUUCUACGAUAUGCACCCUAUGAAGAUGUUAUACAUGAUGACCAAAUCUAGCUACAGAUCUCCCACUCUCAAACAGAAAAGCAAAUGGACACAGAAAUUCCACGCGUUCCUCAAAGACUCGCUAACAAAGAACGCUAAAAGGAGACCUACAGCCGACAAGCUGUUGUUCCACCCCUUCGUCUCUCAGUUCCUUGUUAGUGACACUCUUAAGUCACUUAUCCAAGGUACUCAGGCCCAGAUAGAGCCAGAACAGCCAGAAGAGGAGCCCGAACCACCAGCCCCUGAACCAGCUAAACCAUCAGCCCCCAAAAGGAUAGCCAGUAGGAAGAACGUUAAGAAGAAGACUCCACAGGACCGACCCGAGAGUAUAAUUGAUCAAGUGCCGAUCCCACAAGCUCCUCCACGUACCUCCUCCCAAGUGAGCACUACAAAAGACGCGCAGCAGCCCGGAAGUGAACCUGACGAGAACAAUAUCUACGAUGAUCCGUGGCAUUCAAUAGACAUGCUCAAACCUCCACCUCCUCCAACUGACCUCCACCUAUCUUGCUCAGAAGAAGAGUUUGAUAACUACGAUAGUGGAGACAGUGAUGAUAAAGACCCACCUACCAUGCAGCGUGCACCGCCGCCCCCAGCUGGUAACAGCACACUGCAAGGUAACGACUCAGUCCCCACUCCAAGCAGACCGCCCCGAGGAGAGGCUAAGGAGCCUGCUCCUCAGAAACCCUCUGUUCCUGUCCCUCUUCCUCCCCGCAGACCUACAUCUACUCCUCUUGCUGGACCAGUGGCUGCACUAGUAGCUGCACCAGUAGCUGCACCGGUAGCUGCACCAGUAGCAGGAGCCUCCUCUGCUCCCCCACUUCCCCCCAGAAACCCCUCUCUCAAGGGAACCUCUGCAGCUGCGGUUGCUGCUGCUGCCUCCACCCCUCCUCGUGCUCGAUUCUUCACCAAGAUAUUCAGCGGCUGCCCUCUCAACAUCAACUGUGCUGGCGUCUGGACACAUCCCAGCAAAGAGGACACAUACGUGUUACUAGGAACAGAGCAAGGAUUGUACACACUCAACACUGCUACUAAAGACGACCCUACUAUGAUUAUACUCAGUAGUAAGCGAGUUAUGUGGCUUAAUGUGUACGAUAAGAGUAACUGGCUGGUGACGAUAUCAGGAGAUCACACGUACGUGUACUCACACAACCUGCUGCUACUACAUGAGAAUGUUAAAGACGAGGAGAGACAGGUGGUGAGGAAGAAACUAAUGGCCAGCCAGAGACUUAACGAAACCAGGGGAGUCAAGAAAGCGUGUGCUGUCGUGAACCCCUACACGAAAGAGUACACAUGUUGCGUGCUGACCCCCUCCUCCUUCCUGCUUUACCUCUGGAAACCAGAUCGUGUCAGAUUUGAGUGUAUAAAGUCCCUCCCUGCUCCUGGACCGGAUUACAACCCACCUUUGUUUGAGACGAUAAUUAGGAGUGACGAACCCUUCCCCAGCAUAUGUGUAGCUGUUUAUCAAGCUGAAGGGCGGUUAGUGCUGGAGAACGUUAACAUGAACGGCAGCAGCAUGUGGGCAGGACAGCACCAAAACUCACAACCUUUACCUGUAAACACAUUGCAACAGAUUGAGAGUGACACUAUACUCGUCGGAUUCAACAAUCAGGGAACGUUUGUUAACAGAGAAGGAGUACAGAAACACUCCACCAGAACCAGAAGUGCUCUUACUUACUCUACUCCUAUAUCCUCACUUGUCUGUUUAGAGGGCGGUGUCUUAGGUUUUCAUAAGAGUGGAAUGGAGGGACGUAGUCUACAAACAGGACGUGUAGAGGCUGAGGUAAGAGAUGAUACGAAAGUGUUCCGACUGCUGUCAAGCGCGAGAAUGAUAAUUCUAGAAAGUAGAGUAGCAGCGGAUACCACUAACAGUAGCAACUUGUACGUGCUUACCUCUAGACUCAACGAGUAGAUUGAUUAUAUGAUUAGCUAAUUGACAGGUUAAUCAACCUAUAAACAGCUAAUUAGAUGUGAUGAUAUGUCUAUAGUUCAAGGCGUACUUUACCGUCAAAUGAUAAACUUGGUUCUUUUAAAGAUUCCCUAUGUUGUUUGGAUAAGGAUGAUGGUGUAAACUAUUUGAGAGCUUUCAAAAAACAUUUCAUUUGUAGAAACUACUACUUGUGGGUUAACCGAUCAAAUACUUUAAAAGCUUUUUAGUAUAAGCUUACCGUCUCCUUGUCCCAAUUGUUUAAUGUGACAUGAUAUGAAUAUGUUAUUAAAGUGUGAUGGUUAUUGUACUGCUAAUGAACAUUGAACAACCAACAUUUGUUGCUUGAAUCGUUGUACAAGUGAUUUGCACAUGCUUAUUUGUUACAGAAUUAUUCACUUUAUAACUCCAUAUUGAAAGCAUCUCAAUUCAGAGCAAGUGUCUGAUAAUGACAUUUCAAUUUCUUCCCUUUUAGAUGGCCUUUAGUUCGAACCGGCCCCGUUAGUAUAUUUCUGACUUUUCAUAUAUUGUGUUAUUUUUUAUUUUAAUCUUUUUAUCGCAUUCUGAAGUCAAUGUUACAGUCGCUUUGGAGACCAAGUCUUUGCGAAAAUCGGUUUAUUGUCUUUUUAGAUUUCGGUAAUGUUCAAAUGAAUGCAGCUAACUGUUAAGCUCAUAUUAACGUGACGUCAUAACACGUGGUGUGACGUCACAGGGGAAUACUUUAAUGUUUAGUGACGUGAUUGCGGUGAAAUAUUCAAAUUUAUUCUACGUUUGUUUAAUUUGUAA